This is a messenger RNA of Arachis stenosperma, 649 nucleotides long. RefSeq names its product 60S ribosomal protein L31-like. The record is from RefSeq and is a predicted model, not a curated record. Gene Ontology annotation, cellular component: ribosome; cytosolic large ribosomal subunit. The coding region runs from base 132 to 494 and encodes 120 amino acids. Gene Ontology annotation, biological process: cytoplasmic translation. The transcript is spliced from 3 exons. Gene Ontology annotation, molecular function: structural constituent of ribosome. NCBI's taxonomy places the organism in Eukaryota, Viridiplantae, Streptophyta, Magnoliopsida, Fabales, Fabaceae.
GUUUUAGCUUCUUGUUAUGUUAGGGCGAUAGCUUCAUUCACUCUCCUCCGUCUUUCAACUUCUACGCUGCCUCUCAAAGUUCUGGAACCAAAGUGUUUGUUGUGUAGGUAAGUGAAUCGUGGUGAUCGAGAAUGGUGGAGAAGGCGAAGGGUAGGAAGGAGGAGGUGGUUACCAGAGAGUACACCAUCAAUCUCCAUAAGCGCCUGCAUGGCUGCACAUUCAAGAAGAAGGCUCCCAAUGCCAUUAAGGAGAUAAGGAAGUUUGCCCAAAAAGCCAUGGGGACCAAUGACGUGAGAGUAGAUGUGAAGUUGAACAAAUUUGUCUGGAGCCAGGGUAUCCGAAGUGUCCCAAGGAGGAUUAGGGUACGCAUUGCUCGCAAGAGGAACGAUGAUGAAGAUGCAAAGGAAGAGCUGUACUCACUGGUCACUGUUGUUGAAAUCCCCAAGGAAGAGAUCAAGGGGUUGGGCACCAAGGUCAUUGAAGAUGAGGAUUGAUUCUUCAUUUCUGUUUGAAACCCAGGGACACAUGUAGUUUUUUAUUGUCUUUUGCAAUCAAAUUUUGCCUUUUCUAGAUUUUUCCAAUUAAUUCUGAUGUUGCUGAGACGUGGUUUGAAGUUUUAUGAUGAUGGUACUUUAGUAUUUUAUUGCAA